Messenger RNA from Arthroderma uncinatum, 828 nucleotides. RefSeq lists its product as uncharacterized. The record is from RefSeq and is a predicted model, not a curated record. The coding region runs from base 1 to 828 and encodes 275 amino acids. The transcript has 3 exons. Lineage: Eukaryota; Fungi; Ascomycota; Eurotiomycetes; Onygenales; Arthrodermataceae.
AUGGAUCUCGUAUCUACCAUUCGGAAAGAAGGCAGCAGAGGCGGGCAGACGGAGUUCAAAUGGUCAGACGUCAAGGACUCGAGUCGCCGUGAGAAUUACCUUGGCCACUCCCUUAUGGCACCAGUUGGCCGGUGGCAGCAAGGUCGCGAUCUCUCCUGGUACGCUAAGGGGGAAGAAGACCCGGAUGCGGCAAAACGGGCUCGAGACGAGGAAAUCCGUAAGAUCAAGGAAGCGGAACAGGAAGCCAUUGCUCGGGCACUUGGACUGCCAGUAGCAGCAGCGUCAGCAGGCGCGAAUGCGAAUGCGAAUAUGACCCCCCUUGGAGGGAAAGAAGUCGAGCGAGCAGUCCUGGAAGGGGCAGCUGACAACAAAGGCGUUGACCGUGUCAGGGGAGUCGGAUUUGGUGGCUUCAGCGGGAGAACGCUAGCCGGAGACGAGGUUGAGAAAUUGGAACCAAUGGGGGACGUUUCUGGCAAUCAUAGUCGAGCUAAAAAAGCCAAUGUCGACGGUCGAACCCGAGCAGGAGAGACGAGCGUCGUUCGGACCGCCAUGAUAGGAGGAGGCACCGCCCCCAUUCUCCAGAUCGAGAGACCACUCGGAGGCGGCACUCAGCUUCACGCUCGCGAAGUAGAGAUAGAGAGCCACGAGAACACCGGAGUCACCGCAGGCGUAGCCGGUCGCCACAUGCAUCCUCUCGACAUUCUCGAGAUGAUAGGAGACGAGAUCGUUACGACAAGAAAUGAUGAAUCAAACGACUCUUUGCAUAUAAACAAUAUAUCAGGAUCGGUUUCGGCGUUUGGGGGACUCUUUGAAUACUCAUAUGCAUAG